UGUGGUGGAGCUGCAGCUGCGUCUGUCGGCUGCCGUAAGUGGCAAGUGCUGGAAGCCCAUUGAGGUGCCACUGAUAGCACAAUAAUUUGUACACGGCUUGCACCCGACAAGGACAGAAAACAGCAAGGUUAACUAACAACCAGCACAAGAGGGAAAUUAAAGCCAGUAGAGAGGCAAGUGAAAAAUACUGAAGAUGCGGGAUAAAACUGGUGAAUAUUUCAUAGGAUUUUGGGGAAUAGCUGGCAGCUGUCAAUUUUUAUAAGCAAGUUUAUCAAAGUAGUCCGAGAUAUCAAGUCACAACUAUUACUCGCUGAGCUAAAGUUUUAAAAGAGAAAAAAAUAUAGUAAUACCAAGAUGGUUCAAGCAAAAGAAAGUAAUAUUAUAUUCUUCAUGACGUUCUUCAUAAUGGCAGGGUGUGCUUUUUGCAUUUGGAAGUUCUCGGGAUUCUCCCACGAGCCUGUCAAGGUGAACAAGAUGAUGAUAGUGUUUAUAUCGGUGUGCUUGGUUCAGAUCGUGAUUGUAGUACCCAUCAAAUUCGCAAUCAUAUCACUCGAUGCAGCCCUGUGGCCACCGCAUCAGGCCACCAUAUCGACCGAUUCCAUUGCCAGGGUAGAAACUUUGAUGGGGAAUUUGCGAAGAAAACUUCAGAGCUUGAAGAGUCAAUUGAUGAUCACGGAAAGACAUCGGUAUGAGAGGCUCAACCUGAAGUAUAGACUGAUUACCGAAGAGCUUCGAGUCUUUGGGAGAUUAUUUUUCAUCCUGCUCAUUUUCGUAUUGGUUAUUUUUGAUAAUCUGCUCUACUAUAAUAACAAAAUUACGCAAGACCUCUUUCAACACAAUCAUACUGGCACUGUUGGAUUGUCUACCGUUUUCCUUCUGCCCAAUAUAUACCUUUUCCUUGAGAGCUCUAUAAUUAGGGCAUUCACGGAAAGGGGGGAUUUCGGAGGAGCUCCCUGGGUCCAUGCAGAGUCUACUAAAAUGCUGGGCUCGGUGAGGUUGCGACAAUUGAGAACCGUUGACCGGCACGUGGGAUUGCAGGAUCCCGUAUUCGAUGUGAGAGACUACUCCGAGGGCUGGAAGCUGCCAUAUGCCAGGGAAGCCUAUACGGACAAGUUCUGGAAAAUUCAUCAGCCCUGGGUGAUGCGCGAGUCGACUGUGUCGGAGCACAUCUUGUUUCGUAUCAACCAUUAUGGUCACUUCAUCAGCUAUCCCGAGUCGAUCGGAUACCAGAAUCUUCUCUCAGAUAGCCGGAAAAAAAGUCUGAUAAUCUUGAGGUACUUGAAGAGAAAGAGCUGGCUGGAUCGGAAUACGUCAGCGUUGUUUAUUGACUUCACCCUGUACAAUGCGGAUGGGAAUGUAUUUAGUGUGUGCACUCUGUGGCUGGAGCAAUUCCCCUUCGGGUCGAGUGUCACCCACAUGACUGUGGACAGUGUCGUUUUCGUGGAGCGGAUGCGUGACUUCUCGUCCUUUGGCAUGCUGGUCCUGUUUAUAUUUCUGAUCUGUUGGCUGCAAUUUGCCAAGUUGUUUUUCGCCAAGGUCUGGUAUGAACCAGGUCGCUUACGAAACAUUUGGACCAAGCUGGAUGCGAUAACCUUGACGUUUAGUGUCCUGCUUGUGGGAGCUAUGGCCAGGCGGGAUAAAUUGGUCCAACAGAUGAUCCGUGACCUGGAAACUUCGGUGAAUGUAGAGUUCAUAGACUUUCAGAGGCCGCUACGUUUCAACGACGCCUGUAACGUAUUUAUGGGCUUCACUGUGGCUCUGAUCACACUGCGUCUGUGGAGGGUGAUGCAAUUUGCCAGGACAUUCCAGCUGUUCAACAAAACCCUCAGAAUGGCAGGCGGUACAUUGGUGUCCACCUUUAUUGUGACUGCCGUUUUCCUAAUGUCUAUUGGCACCUCGGCGGUCGUCACGAAUGGUAAUUUCUCGCCGACAGUCAACAACCUGAAGACGGGUAUUAUUUCAGUGGCAAGCUUCUCCUUUGGCUACAGUAUUGCGCUGCGCGAUUUCUUACGCGGCGGCAAAUGGCUGGGAAUUGUACUCUACGCCGUACUAGGCUUUGUGGUUAAGGCUCUGCUCCUUAAUAUGAUCAUGUCCAUGCUGGAGCGGCAUCUGGCCGAUGCCAAAGCCCAACGGGAUCGGAAAAACAUCCACCGCAUUACCUACUGGGAGUUCUUGCGAGUGGAAUACGCGGAUGCGAUAAAGUUUAUUAUGAAAUUGUUUCACCGGAAGAGGGGUUACAGGCGGAACAAUCGAACAGUGGCGCAGAACAUCCAGCGGAAGCUAUACAACCAGGAAAGGAUCGGUCCCAAGGCGAAGAGGCGGAAGAAUUUUUCAUUUACUUUUGAAUCAAGAGAGCCAGUAGACCAAAAAUUCCUUCAGUUACUAUACCGGGAACGCAUCGAAAAGACCUUUGUGGUGUUUGCCAUAUUGAAAACCCAAAUUGAGUUGUUGGAAAGAUUGAAGUUCGGUGAUGAAGAGGGGAAUUUAUCGGAGAGUGAGGAGGAGAAUAUAAGUGAAGAAGAAAUGGAUCCCGAACCGGAUCCGGAACCACCACCGCCACCACCACCACCUCCGCCACCAUGGCAUCACGGAAUAGUAAUAAAUAGAUAAUUAAAACUAAGAACUAGCUCCUUCUAAUUUUACUUUUUAAUAUUUGAAAUUGAAACAUUUAUUCGCCCAAUCAUUGAAGUAAAUACUUUAUGGGCU
Molecule: messenger RNA, 2706 nt
Organism: Drosophila ananassae
Lineage: Eukaryota; Metazoa; Arthropoda; Insecta; Diptera; Drosophilidae
Product: polycystin-2
Exons: 1
Coding region: 355-2610 (751 amino acids)
Biological process (GO): detection of mechanical stimulus
Cellular component (GO): membrane
Molecular function (GO): calcium ion binding; calcium channel activity
Source: RefSeq, a predicted model, not a curated record